AUUUCUUGUACUUAUGAGUUUAUUAUAUCUAUAGGCUUUGUUCCUAUUUCUCCUAAUUUAAAUUUAUAUUCGGUAGGGUCUACUUAACAAUCUACUCUGUAUGGAUCUUUAUUAUGUUUCCAUUUAGCCUUUUAAUUUUAAUAUUUAAUAUAAGGAUUUUCUGUAUUUAUAUGAUAAUUUUUUUUCCAGUGUUCGCAUCCAUUUUAGAGUUUUUAAUUUUAUGUUGUAGGAAUUUUUACUUUAUUUGAUUAAUUUUUUUAUAAUUAAAUUGAUUUAGUACUUGUUUAGCUAAGUUGUAGUAUGUUUUAGACUAUUUUUUAGAAUUAUAUUUUUUUUUAAAUAUUAUUCUUUAGGAUUUAGAGUCUCUGAAAUUUGGUUUUUAUAUAUUGAUUUCACAUUUUGAUUUUUAUAGAAAGAAUUAUAAUCUAAAUCACUUUAAACUUUUAAUUUUCUUU
Molecule: messenger RNA, 455 nt
Organism: Ichthyophthirius multifiliis
Lineage: Eukaryota; Ciliophora; Oligohymenophorea; Hymenostomatida
Exons: 1
Source: RefSeq, a predicted model, not a curated record